GAAUAAAUCCGCAGGUCCGAUAGCAGCAAUAAAGCAAGGGCUCAAAUUACAUCCAAAGUCCCGCGACGGAUGGCAAGAAGACGCCUACCACGAGCUUCUGUGGCUAGUCUCAACAUUUGUCAGCCCUGCACACGCGCUCCUAUUCUUGAAGGGCGAAACUCGUCCAGUAUAUGAAGCGAAACAAGGAUUCGCUCCUGUGUCCCAUAUUUCAGAGCAAAGCGACUGAACUUGGGCUUUGCAAUAAUGUCCAAGGCCUUCCUGAGCACCAACAGCUGCAAGAGAAACAUCAUAAUGGGCGAGCAAGCAGCCCCACACAGCAGUGCAUACCUACUCCGACAUCUAAUGCCUCUCCCUCCGGGCAAGAUCUCAAUCCCUUGGCUGCAGAAGCAACACCAAGCAACGGCCUUGGAGUCAUGCUCAGCCGUGCAAUAUCUCCACAGCCGCGGUGGAACGAGCAGGGAGUGUUUUGUGAAGUUACGCCACACGAUGCUGGCCUCCAUCGUACAUUAGCCACUAAGAUUUCGGGAGACCAGCCACCAGAACAACUACAAGUCGCACUAGCGCACCAGAAAAGUACCUUGUUACGCAAAGGAUUCGUCUCCGACCGUUCCAGAGUGUCACAUUCACCGUCCCCACCUCAGACUCUGCUGGUUUCUGAGAAACUGUUCCAUAAUAUCCAGGUAUAUUUCGAAAACACUUGUCGAAAUAUGAUUUUAGACGACCAUGGGACCCUCCUCACUCCAAAUGGCGCCAAGUUACAUAAUGACCUAUGUAACGAUUUCGACUCGUACUGCUUUACUGCUACCAUGCUCAAAGAAAAGGGAUUGCACGUCCAGUUUCGCCGCGCACUUUCCAAAGCCUUUGCUCUCAUCGAACAAAUCCUUCGAGCCGAGCAUCCUCGAACCCUAGCCUGCUUUCUCGAAGUGUUCAUUCACCUCAUACAAACCGGGCUCCCUGAAGUAACUUCCUCUCUCCGUGGCUUCAUCAAAGAAAUGUCCGCAACAGUCACCAGGGAGGGGCAUCCUUGGGGUCAAAUAUGUCGGCUUCUCGGUGAACUUGACUCGGAAUCUCUUGGCCAGGCCAUGGCACAAAUUUGGAAAUGCACUACUGAUACUUUUGAUAGCGAACUCGGAACGUUCAGUCGACUCGCUGUGUCUGUUCGUCUCGAUUACAUAAAGCGCGUGUACGGGAUUACGGAUUGUCCUGAAGAAGAACGGCUUCUUCGAGAUCUCCUUACUCAAUUCGAAGGCAUUCCUACCCCCCCGCCCCCGCGGGUGAUACUCAACCUAGCGCAUAAUUUGAACAGACAGGGACGCCAUGGCGAAGCGGAGGGAAUGGCGCUGAAAGUCCUUUUGCUGCUUCAAGAACACGAGAUAGUCGAGACGAUAGAAUUUCUGAAAAUCAUUUCUCGCAGUCAAUUUAACCAAGGGAAGACUCUGGUAGCAGAGCAGACUAUGCGAAUGGCGAUACGAAUGAUUGUGGAUCAGUGGGGAAAACAACAUUCUUGGGUCCCUGAAUUUAUGAAUGUUCUAGAGGGUUGGCUUCGAGGUUGGGGCCAGGAGGAGGACGCCAACACACUACGGGGAGAAAUAGAAGAGUUGAUAGGGAAGAAUGAAAUUGACGAGUAGCCUAAUAGGGUAUAAGGCUUGCUUUGUUGAGACGACAUCGGAAGAAGCCUGAAUUAUAUACACCCUACCGGAAGGAGUUGAUUCAAUAAUGACUGGUCCUCAUAGGUGGUUGCAUAUUU
Hyaloscypha bicolor E is the source of this 1747-nucleotide messenger RNA. RefSeq lists its product as uncharacterized. Gene Ontology annotation, molecular function: protein binding. Lineage: Eukaryota; Fungi; Ascomycota; Leotiomycetes; Helotiales; Hyaloscyphaceae. The transcript is spliced from 3 exons. The record is from RefSeq and is a predicted model, not a curated record. Bases 171 to 1628 code for a protein of 485 amino acids.